Molecule: messenger RNA, 861 nt
Organism: Diaporthe citri
Lineage: Eukaryota; Fungi; Ascomycota; Sordariomycetes; Diaporthales; Diaporthaceae
Exons: 2
Coding region: 1-861 (286 amino acids)
Source: RefSeq, a predicted model, not a curated record
AUGUCCGACUACUACAGCAACAAGCACAACAAGAGCCUUCCAGCCAUGCUCAAGUGCGCGGCUGACGGCAAGUUGGAGAAGAACAGCAUGUUCUCGAACAGUAUGCUCAAGAAACGAUCCUUCAAUCCCAAUGCCCAGAUCACUUGUCGCAAGCACACCGCUAGCGCUGCUAUCGAGUUGCUUUGCAGCAGCUGCCGCAAGCAGAAGCCCAUCGAAUUUUUCAGCAAGAAUGAGCGGAAGUCCAGUGGUGCCCAGCGCUGCCGCGCUUGUGUCGAGUGGAUUGAGUGUGACGAGCCUGACCACGUCCCUUUGCCAGCCCCCAACAGCAUUCGUGAUCACAAAGAGAUCAAGGUGUACAAGGGCGAUCCCAAGAACACUGUGCCUUACCACUGUGACGAGGAUGGCGACUAUAUCACUGAGCCUCGCGACAACUCGUGGGUGGGACGAUCCCUGGAGACCACGGGCGCCGAGACUGGUGAUGGUCUUACAACCGAGAACCUCCAGCACAUCAACGAUGCCCGCAACUCACGCUCUGCCUCCAGCCGCGGUUACGGGAGCUACCAUCCGUCCUCUGCACCCACCGACUCGGCGUCUACCACUGGCACUGAGGAGACGGCCCGGCCCCGCGACGCGCCCCAGUUCAAUGCUUACGGUCCCAACGGCCAGUUCCAGAGGCGCCAAGCCGGCACUGCUUCUUCAGUGACCUCGGCCACUUCCCGCAGCACCACCGGAAGCAAGGACUGGGCCAGACCGGCCACCCGCAAGUAUCCUCCCGCAUUGCCUCGACACAUGGAGUACGAGAAUCCCGAUACCGUCGGACACGACGCCUACGAUGACGACGACAGCUCAGACGGCUGCUAG